Stomoxys calcitrans (stable fly) is the source of this 1842-nucleotide messenger RNA. RefSeq names its product neprilysin-1-like. The transcript has a single exon. The record is from RefSeq and is a predicted model, not a curated record. NCBI's taxonomy places the organism in Eukaryota, Metazoa, Arthropoda, Insecta, Diptera, Muscidae. Gene Ontology annotation, molecular function: metalloendopeptidase activity. Bases 1 to 1842 code for a protein of 613 amino acids. Gene Ontology annotation, biological process: protein processing. Gene Ontology annotation, cellular component: plasma membrane.
AUGAAUUACUCCCAAUGGCUUUCGAUAAUCUUAAUAUUCAUCGUGGGACACAAUAACAACUGGGCCUGUGCCACCCUCAAUCCCAGUUCAAGUCACUUCUUCAAUCGUAAACUUCUAAGGCAAAUGAAAAGUUACAUUGACGUCGAAGCCAAUCCCUGUGCGAAUUUUUAUCAGUAUGCCUGUGGCAAAUGGUCACAGGUACAUGCCGUGUGCGAUAAUCCCGAAAGUCCCUAUACAACGGCAAUAGACAAAGUAAAUUAUGAAAUCAAUUUGGAAUACGUUCAAUAUCUCGAUGCCAUGAUCAUAAGAAACAAACCGGAGUUUGCUCAAAAAGCCCAUGCCUUUUAUAAGUCCUGCCUGAGUGCUGGUUUGAAUAAAGACAACAACUUGAAGAACGUUAUCAGAAUAAUGCAGGGGAAUGCCAACAUGAAAUGGGCUCUUCUAGGCCAAACCCCCUUCGAUUGGGUUCGCACCUUGGCUGUGCUGCGACGAUAUGGUCUAAACGGCAUAUGGAUCGAGGAAGAUGUCUAUGACAGCUAUGGGGAUACAUUCAAAUCGGUUAUCGAUUUGGACAAACCCACUCAAGGCGGAGGAUUUACUCCCAUGACCUACGAAGAUUUGAAAUACAUCACGGAGAGUUUAGGGAAAACGCUUAAUGAAGUUGAGCCUGCAAGGCAAUUGUCUGACAGAAUUGUGAAGUUUGAGGUGCAACUGCGGCAGUUGGAGCUGGUAAAGGAUCAUGUUGGUCUCAAACAGGUGGCAGUGAAGGACCUUCCCCUGCCUUGGCUGCAGCAAUACCUGAGCAUUGUCUUGAAUCGCUCUCCACUGAAUCCUAACAUGAAAGUUCAAAUUCAAAAUGUGGCCUACAUGAAAGAAUUGGAUGCUUUGCUUCAGAGCCAGGAAUCCGGAUUUCUUUGCCGAUAUUUGGAGUUGAGAUUCCUAUGGCAAUUGGGCCAAACUCCCAAAACUUCCAGCAAAACCAAUUGUGUGGCUGCCACUCGGGGAUUCCAAUCGCUAGCCAUGAAUUGGAUCUAUGAACAGGAACAUCCGGAACUCGAACAAGAAAUUCCUAGAAUUUACGAAAUAUUCAACAACAUUGUGGCCUACAUAAGGCAUAAAAUGAAAGCAGAUAGAAGCGGCAUAGUAACACCGAAGGUUCUAAACAAGUUGGACAAGAUUAAAUUGAAGGUGGGAAAUUUGCCGCGUAUUAACACCAUUGAAGUGUUGAAUUCAUUUUAUGCAGCUCUCUCCUUGAGUCCUCACGACUUCUACGGCAAUCUUUUGAACAUCUCUCAUUUUUAUUUUAAUGUCAGCCAUUCCGGCUAUGGCAAUUAUUUAAGCCACAACAUCGACGAGUUAUUCUACGCCGAUUCUUAUGUAACUGGUUCCACCUUUCUGCCAUAUUAUCUGAACACACCCAAUGUCAUGAUGGCCCCUCUCACCCUGAUGCGCCAACCUUUCUAUCAUUGGGGCUAUGGCGAUGUCUUUACAUACAGCACUUUGGGUAAUCGCUUCGCCAUUCUCAUAAUCAAGGAUCUCAUGGAGACUUGCGCAGUAGAGGCCGAAGACUUACAAAAACUGGUGGAGAUUUCAGGCUUUCAUUCAGCCUAUGGAGCAUUCCGAUCGCAAUUACCCGAAGAUCAAAGAGACGCGUACUUCGCUAGAGGAGCCCAAAUAAUAUUUUUCCUUAACAGUGCUCAAAUACUCUGCGAUGCUGCGGCCGCUUUCGAUGUGAAUCCCUUCAUGACGCAUUUUCCCGAGUUCUCAGAUGUCUUCGAUUGCAAACUGAGACAUUUUCUAAAGGCUUUUGAGAAACUUCAAGAAGAAAAAGAAGAAUUAUAA